Molecule: messenger RNA, 4437 nt
Organism: Polypterus senegalus (gray bichir)
Lineage: Eukaryota; Metazoa; Chordata; Cladistia; Polypteriformes; Polypteridae
Gene: lrpprc
Product: leucine-rich pentatricopeptide repeat containing
Exons: 38
Coding region: 20-4279 (1419 amino acids)
Molecular function (GO): protein binding
Source: RefSeq, a predicted model, not a curated record
UCUUUCUUCCAGUCCGGUCAUGGCAGCGUUACUCCGGUCUGCGCGGAUACUAAUCCGCUCAUCUGCUGUUUUGUUGCGUGUCCCUCAGGCAGGAGCCCGGGCUUGUCAUCAUCCGAAAGUCGCUUCCUUCGAGAAGAGGUACUUGACAAAUGUGGGCACCCGUCUGUUCUCCAUUGCAACUCAGCAGACAGGGCUGUCAAAGGAAGAGUCCAGCACCGCAGUCCGUUCACGGCAAGCCCAGCAGUUUGACUGGGCACUCAACAAACUGGACAGCUCAGUUCGAAGGACUGGCCGAAUCACCAAGACACUACUGCUGAAGAUCUUUCAUGACAUUUGCCGCACAGGGUACCCUAGUGGAAAUCAGGCACUUCUGUUGCUCCGUAGCUGCGGUUCACUUUUGCCCGAGAUUCCACUGGCUGAACGGACUGAACUGGCCCACCGCAUCUGGGACAAGCUACAGUCACUAGGUGCAGUGUAUGAUGUUAGCCACUACAAUGCCCUGCUCAAGGUCUACCUGCAAAAUGAGCACAAGUUCCUGCCAACUGAGUUCCUCUCAAAGAUGGAGGCUGCAAGCAUCGUUCCCAACAGAGUAACAUACCAAAGGUUAAUUUCUGCAUACUGCAAUGAAGGCGACAUUGAAGGUGCCAGUAAAAUCUUGGGCUUCAUGAAAAGUAAUAAUCUCCCUAUAACGGAAGCAGUCUUCAGUGCCUUGGUAACAGGGCAUUCCAGAGCCAGUGACAUGGAGAAUGCAGAAAACAUCCUGUCUGUCAUGAAAACUGCAGGAAUUGAACCAGGGCCUGAUACUUACUUGGCAUUGCUCAAAGCCUAUGCUGAAAAAGGGGAUAUUGAGCAUAUCAAGCAGACACUUGAGACAAUUGAGAAGACCAACGUUAGUCUCAUAGAUAGAGACUUGCUGCAGGUUAUUUUCAGUCUUUCUAAAUCUGGUCAUGAAAAGCUUGUACCAGACAUUCUGGAACGUAUGAGGCAUGACCGUGGUUAUAUCCCUGAUGCAAUGAACCUAUGUCUCACCCUUGUCACUAGAGGACUAGAGGACACGGCAUUUGAAGUGCUGAAGAUGUUUCCAUUGAAUCAUUCUGAAGGUCAGAAUGGAGAUGCUACGGUCCUUGGCAACUUUUUUCUGCGUCACUGUGUGAAUAUGGACAAGUCAAUUGACAGACUUAAAAUGUACUGCCGAAAACUCCAGGAAAGUGGUCUCCAUACCUCUGCCCUACAGUUCACACUCUACUGUGCUUUGGAUGCUAAAAAAACUGGCAUGGCUGUGGAGCUGAUGAAGGAGAUGAAAAUGGAUGGGCUUCCAGUGAGGCAGCAUUACUUCUGGCCUCUACUAAUCCAUCACCAGAAACAUCAGAAUGUACAAGGUACUUCGGAAGUACUAAGAGCCAUGCAGGAGUUGGGACUAGAGACAGACGUCGACACAUACUCUAAUUACGUCCUGUCUUCUUUUGAUAGCCUGGAUUCCGCCCGUGCUGUCCUUAAGGAGUCGGGCUGUUCUCUGGACUCUCCUGAGUUUGCUGCCGCGGAACUGAGAAUAGAAGCGUCGCGUGGAAACCUGGAGAAUGUCCUUUCAUUGCUGUCCUCACCUGUCAUGCCUGCAGUUGAACUAGGAAUCUUCAGGGGAGGCCUCAUUUCAGGAUUCAGAAGGAGUAAAGAUGUCAGUACCAUGUCAAAGAUCACAGAGCUUCUCUACAGAGAUGGACGGUAUUGUCAGGCGCCUUCAAGACCCACUGACUUGGUGGGCUUCUUUCUUUAUAACCUGAUUGACAGCAUGAGUGAUUCAGAGGUGCAGGCCAAGGAGGAGGUGCUCCGCCAGUAUUUCCAUCAGCUCAAGGAGAUGGACAUUGUAAUUCCAGCGAAUACCUACAGGGGCAUUCGGAAUUUGCUAGAUUCUUACCACGUUCCAGAGCUAAUCAAGGAUGUCCUGGUUUUGGUGGAUCAGGAGAGCCUAAAAUCCAGCGACUUACAAAAGAGUCCAGAUUCCAAGGUGUCUGAGCUGGAAAGUAAACUGAGGGACCUGAAGGCGGAGGGUAGGCCUGUCCGGGAUGUGUUGAAGCAGCUCAUUCUGGCCCUGUGUGCUGAGGAGAAUUUGCAGAAGGCUCUCGAAGUAAAGGAAACCUAUGAGGCUGAUAUGGCUGUAGGAGGCUAUGCAGCUCUCAUCAACCAGUGCUGUCGGCAUGGCAAGGCGGAAGAGGCCCUUAGCCUGAAGCAGGAACUCAACAGGAAGGACUCCUCAGCCACUCUGGAUAUCAACAAAUACCUUUCACUGGUAAAGGUUUUUUCGAAGGAUGGCCGGCUUCAGGACGCUGUUGAUAUUUUAAAAGAAAUAAAGGAAAAGAAUGUCGAACUGAGAGACAGCUCCAGCUCUUCCUUUUUCCACAUCCUCAAUGCCUCUGCCAUGCGGGGCGAAGAAGAGGCCGUUAAAAGACUACAGGAUGAAAUCUUCACGUUGGACCUGGCUAAGCCAUCUGCUAACCUGUGCUCGCCAUUGGUGACUGUUUAUCUGGAGAGAGGGGACCUUUCUGGUGCCUUAGAUGCUACCAUAGAUUGUCAAAAGAAGUACAAUCAGCUUCCUCGAUUACAUGACAUCUUGUGCAAGCUAGUAGAGAAUGGAGAGACUGAGCUUUUGCAGAAAGCAAUGGACUACAUCAGCCAAGAGCGAGGCGAGAUGACGAUGCUCUAUGAUAUCUUCUUUGCUUUCCUGCAAACGAAAAAAUACAAGGAAGCACGCAGAAUCAUUGAGACUCCCGGCCUUAGGGCUCGUUCGGGAAGAUUGCAGUGGUUUGCAGAGAAAUGCAUCACAGCCAAUCAGGUGGACACCCUGGAACAGCUGGUGGAGAUGACACAGAAGCUGUUUGAGAGCGACCGUGAUGAAAUGUAUUACUACCUAUUGCGUUCAUACCAGGAGAAUGGUGACUGGAAGAAAGCUGAAAUUGCAUGGACAAAGAUGCAGGAAGAGAACAUUAUUCCCCGUGACCGAACCCUGAGGCUGCUGGCAGAAAUCUUGGAAAGUGGAGGCCAAGAGGUGCCUUUUUCUAUACCUGAGACCUGGUAUGAAGAGGCCAAUGUAUCUGACGAUGUUGUAUCAACCACAAAAGAAGACAAACUGCGCUCCCCCCAAAUAGCCGUUUCAGCAGAAUCUCACCUGGACUUCCAACGCCGUGUGAUCUCUCUGUGUAAGAGGAAAAAGACAGCAGAUGCCUACACUGUACUAUUAGAGGCAGAAGACAAAGGUAUCACUCUUAGCUCUGCUGCGUACAACAUCCUCCUGAAGUCUCUUCUGGCAGAGAGCAAUCUGGAAAACGCUACGAAGGUUAAAGACAUUGCCUGUACCCGAAUCAAAGGCUUUACGCUGAGUGACGCCGCCAACAGCCUUCUGCUCAUCACACAGGGGAGGCGGGGCCACCUGAAAGAUGCCGUCAACACCUUGAAGUCGAUUCUACAAGCUGAGCGGGUGCCCACACAGAUGGCUAUCACCCGGCUGGUGCAGGGCCUUGGAAAGGCUGGUGAUGUUGAAGGCAUCCAGGAGGUGGAGGGCCUGAUGGAGAAACUGGCACAGCAUGUUAAAGUGUCACGUAUGCUGUAUAUCAACAACACUGCGCUGGCACACAUCUACAACCAAAACACCGACCAGGCAGUGGAAUACUUGGAGUCUCUGUUCACCCCGGCGGGCGACGGCACAAAGUCGCUCCUGCCCCUUUCUAGCAUAUCGUUUGUGUUCAGGCGGGUCCUCGAAGAGAAGCUGGACUCCACUUUGGACAAGUUGAGCGUGAUGGCCGAGCGGCUGGCACAGCACUUCUCCUUCUACAGACCGGUGACUGACCUCUUCCUGCAGCUUCUGGAUGUCGGCCGGGUGGAUGACGCACGCCUUCUGCUUCAGAGGUGUGCUGGUAUUGCAGAACAGAGAGACGUCCUGGUGUCUUACAUCACAAAGGUAGCGAGGAAUACUGGGAAGGCUGAGAAGAUCACCACUCUCCUUGAUGUUGUACCCGACUUUAUGGACAGAGAAGUGGCCUAUGCCUACCUCAUGAAGUGUUACUCUUUGAACAACGACUGCAGUUCAGCGAAGGAGCUCUAUGAGAAAAUGUUAAAGGAGAACGUGAAGGUAGACGAGCUGUGCCUGAAGAGACUGGCGGUCCUGCUGCGUAACGCGGGGGAGCCGUUGCCCUUCACAGAGCCACCGGAGAGCUUCAAGUAUUAUGCGGACAAACUGAGGCAGGAGCACCAAGAACCCUCCUCCUCCUCCUCCUCUGAAGAGGACUAACCCGAUUCACCCUCUUUUUUUUUUUUUUUUAUAAGAACGAAAAGGUUGUAUUUGGAAAAUUGUGCGUCUUUUUGUUUUGCUGGGAAGUCACUGUACAGAAAUAUUUAUCCUGUCGAAUAAAUCUGCGUUGUUCAGGCCACCUCGGUGGUAAACCCAAA